Molecule: messenger RNA, 1416 nt
Organism: Cladophialophora carrionii CBS 160.54
Lineage: Eukaryota; Fungi; Ascomycota; Eurotiomycetes; Chaetothyriales; Herpotrichiellaceae
Exons: 4
Coding region: 1-1416 (471 amino acids)
Biological process (GO): proteolysis
Molecular function (GO): serine-type exopeptidase activity; dipeptidyl-peptidase activity
Source: RefSeq, a predicted model, not a curated record
AUGAAAAGCCUCUUCCGACCCCUCGUUGCAGCCGCAGCGGCGUCGAUCGUGGUGACAACACCUGGUGCCGCAGCGGCGUCCAUCUCCAACUGUUCGACGCAGUUCUUCACCCAGGCAGUCGAUCAUGGUAACGCCAGCGCCGGGACGUUUCAACAGCAGUACCAGGUCGUCUCCCAUUCCUUCAAACCUGGAGGUCCGAUCCUCUUUUAUCAACAGCCUGAGACAAAGGUAUUCGCAUGUAUGGAGCUGUCCAUAUUCCCUGAAUGGGCCGCAGAGUUAGGAGCCCUUGUCAUUACUCUCGAGCACCGCUUCUUCGGUCUCAGCAACCCGUCAAAUGCCUCCGACCCCGUUGAGAAGUACAAGACUUUGACACUGGAGAACGUCAUGCUCGAUGCCGUCACUUUCGUCAAUCACGUCAAGAAUACAACCAGCGGUGCAAAGGACAGUAAAGUGAUCGUUACUGGUGGUUCGUACGGUGGUUUCCUCGCCACCGUUUUCAAGACAAACCAUCCCAACGUCUUCUACGGAUCGAUUCCCUUCGCGGCGCCACUUCGAUCUAUUGGAGCCAACUUUCAAAACCCCCAGAGAUACAAUUGGUUUAAAUGGGCGAAUCAAAUCUAUCAAGACUUGUCCGCAAGCGCGGCACACAAAAUGAAAUUCGCUUUGGACACGCUCAAUCAACGUUUUCAAACAGCAACCAAUACGACAGCCAUUGCCCAUGACCUGAACCUCUGCUCCAUACCACAGACAGACGACGAUCUUGCCACCAUUAUGGCAUUGAUCAAUGUCGUUGCGUAUUCGAUCCCCUUGACAAGUUACAAGAGCCCCGUGGCAAACCCUGUUGGAGCCAGCCCGCAAAAGCUUGUCAACGAAACCCUCCUUCUCAACGACUCCACCGAUAUAGUCAACGCAAUUCUGACAAACUACUACCCUCCUUCGCUGUAUCCCUGCAUCGAGUGGAAUAGCACUGAAUCGGCCAACCCCACUCUUCAAAAGGACUCUUUCAACUAUCUUCUCUGCAAAUAUUUCCCGCUGAGUUCCAACGAGAUCCCCAACGGGACAAUCUUCGUGCCCACGUCCAUCCAAACGGAAUCUGACCCGACAACUUGCAAAAACCUGUACGAUCUGGUGCCACCAACGCAGGAGUAUGUCGAGAAGAAGUACCAUAUCACUCGCGAUGAGCUGGUCAACGCUAGGAGAAUUCUCUUCGCAUACAACGAGAUGGACCCUACUACAGCCGUUGGGAUUGAUCCAUUGCCGCUCACUCAGGAUCGUAACGCAUCAAGGUACAUGUUCACAUCGUUGGCGGCCCAUGGCGAGGAGAUGUUAGCGAGCUAUCCUGGCGACAAGCCUAGCGUGAUACACGCGCGGCAAGUCCAGCUGCAGACCAUUAAAGAGUGGCUUGGUUACCAGUGA